Cadophora gregata is the source of this 879-nucleotide messenger RNA. It is a transcript of the gene DST1, whose product is annotated as RNA polymerase II elongation factor. Gene Ontology annotation, cellular component: nucleus. Bases 1 to 879 code for a protein of 292 amino acids. Gene Ontology annotation, biological process: transcription elongation by RNA polymerase I; transcription antitermination; DNA-templated transcription. Lineage: Eukaryota; Fungi; Ascomycota; Leotiomycetes; Helotiales; Ploettnerulaceae. The transcript is spliced from 3 exons. The record is from RefSeq and is a predicted model, not a curated record. Gene Ontology annotation, molecular function: zinc ion binding; RNA polymerase II transcription regulatory region sequence-specific DNA binding.
AUGGACGCAAAGGAAGUCAGCACGCGCAUACAUUCGCUGCAGAAGGCCUUAGCAGACAAGCAGCCCCCGUCGGUCAUCAUAACCAUGCUGGAAACGCUGAAGAAGGAUGUUGUUCCAACCGAGGAGCUUUUAAGGACUACUAAGGCUGGUAUCAUUGUUUCGAAGCAAAAGGCAAAUCCCAACAAGGAGGUCGCAAAGCUCGCCUCAGAGAUUGUCCAAAAAUGGAAGCAAAUCGUUCAGGGUGGCCACAAGAAGAAAGUGGCAGCUCCUGCCGGAUCAUCACCUCCAAAAUCGAACUCUCCAGCGCCUGCAAAUGAGAGCAAGUCAUUCAAAGGCGACGUUACAAAGAGGCGCUGGGAGACAGAGAAGGUGGAUAUUGCGCGGACAGGCACACCAUCUCGAGAUGCUUGUAUUGGACUCAUCUACAACGGAUUGGCUUUCAUGUGCGAGGAGUCAUCUACGAGUAUCAUGAUCAAAGCCAUGGAAAUUGAGCAAGCAGCAUACGAUACAUACAAAGGCGACAACGCCGACUACCGCGCCAAGCUCCGCUCCCUCUUCCAAAAUCUCAAGCACAAGGACAACCGAGAGCUAGGUCCAAAAGUGCUAUCUGGCGAGAUUCCACCAUCUAAAUUCGUUGUCAUGGGUCAUGAAGAGCUGAAAUCCUCGUAUCGCAAAGCGGAAGAUGCAAAGCUUCAGAAGGAUAACAUGAAGAAGGCGCAGGUGCCGAUGGCCGAGAAGAGUGUCAGUGAUGCGCUGAAGUGUGGAAAGUGUGGUCAGAAGAAAGUCAGCUACAGUCAGGCUCAAACUCGCAGUGCUGAUGAACCUAUGACUACUUUCUGUGAAUGCACAGUGUGUGGUAAUCGCUGGAAGUUUUCUUGA